Nyctereutes procyonoides (raccoon dog) is the source of this 4796-nucleotide messenger RNA. It is a transcript of the gene TMEM26, whose product is annotated as transmembrane protein 26. Bases 1 to 1107 code for a protein of 368 amino acids. NCBI's taxonomy places the organism in Eukaryota, Metazoa, Chordata, Mammalia, Carnivora, Canidae. The record is from RefSeq and is a predicted model, not a curated record. The transcript has 6 exons.
AUGGACAGACUGGUCCUGCUCAACGCCCUGGCCACCCGGCUGCUGUUCGUGCUGCACUCGCUGGUCGGGGUCUGGCGAGUGACCGAGGUGAAGAAGGACCCGCGGUACUGGCUGCUCGCGCUGCUCAACCUCUUGCUCUUUCUGGAGACUGGGCUCACCCUCAAGUUCAAGCGCGGCAGAGGCUACAAAUGGUUUUCACCAGCCAUAUUUUUAUAUCUGGUUAGCAUCGUUCCAUCAUUAUGGCUUCUUGAAAUGCACCAUGAGACUCAGUAUUGCAGUAGCCACUCUGAAGGAAUGUCACAAAAUACCAGCAGCAAAGAAAACGUCAAUCAAACUCUAAUAUCAGGUGAACAAGCCGAGGGAACAGAGGAUCUCAUUAAGACGGCCAAAGUGUUUGUAAGUAACUUAUCUACAGUAUGUGAGAAGGUUUGGACUUUGGGACUCCAUCAGACGUUCUUGUUAAUGCUCAUAAUUGGAAGAUGGCUUCUACCCAUUGGAGGCGGGAUCACUCGAGACCAACUCUCUCAACUUCUCCUUAUGUUUGUGGGGACAGCUGCUGAUAUAUUGGAAUUCACAAGUGAGACCCUGGAAGAACAAAGUGUGAGGAAUAGUCCUGCCCUUGUCUAUGCCAUACUUGUUAUAUGGACCUGGAGCAUGCUGCAAUUUCCACUUGACCUAGCAGUGCAGCAUGUCGUCUGCCCCUUGUCCGUGGCAAUGAAGGGGUUCCUCAGCCUCUUCUUUUGCCAAUACAGCGCCGACCUGUGGAACAUUGGAAUCAGCAUCUUCAUACAAGACGGCCCUUUCCUUGUCGUGCGUCUCGUAUUGAUGACCUACUUCAGAGUGAUAAACCAGAUGCUGGUGUUCUUUGCGGCAAAGAACUUCCUGGUGGUGGUGUUACAACUCUACCGACUGGUGGUGCUGGGGAUGGAUGUCCGGGCUGCCUUGCGAAGCCCACCGGGAAGCCUGAAGGCAAAGCACCACUGCCCGUGUGAACCAGUCGUGAGGGGGCUCUCACCUGGAGACACGGAGAGUGACUCUAAGGGGAGCAUGGAUGUCCCUUUGCAGGCCUUGCCGGUCACCCGCGAGGACUCUCCCCUCACACCGUAGCUCCUCACUGACAGCAGCAGGGAGCUAGAACAUUUGACUCUUUGCUUCCUACAGACACAACCUCCUCUCCCCCCUCCUUUUUUUUUUUUUUUUUUUAUCUCUAGCAUAUCAUAGUUUUCAAAAGAACACAGCAUAAAAAGUGAUCUUAAACCAAAGCUGAGGAAUUUUCUUCCUUCAACUGAAUGGAAAAAACUUUGAUUAGUGGCCAUCGCCACAACUCCUGUGCGAUAGUAUCAGAUGUUACAGUUGUUCAACGACUAAGUGAUUUGUUUGUCUUGAACCGUUUGAAAAGCUAUGGACAGGGUCACAGUGACAUGCCCUCAAAAGAUUUAGUGCAGACAAACUGUCACGGCUGUUACCUGAAAAUAGAGAAGCUUUGAACCUUGGCUCCAUUGUCAGACUAUCUCAUCUGAUCUUUUCUGCAAUGUCCCUGACAUCAAAAAAAUGUACAUUCAGUGAAUGCAGAACAAAUGAAGGGAAAAGUGCUUUUAAAAUUACCUCACUGUGAGCUGGAAGCAGUGAAAAUCUCUGCCCGGCGUCCAUAGCACUGCGAGGCCUCCACAUGGCUGCACAGGCCUUCCCGGGAAAAUCAUUUUUCCGGGCUCAUGCGGUCGUCCGUCCUGGCGCAUAUGCUCCUACAGAAAUGUUAUUGCUCUUGGCCCCGGCGCUGCAAACUUCACAGCAAGCCAUUUGUGAGGUUGUGAGGCAGGAAAUACUGGUAAUGCUAGCAAAGUCACAGUUUCCACUCUGAAACACGAUUUGCGGCGUUCGUCAGUAUUUCUCUUAACUCUACCAUCGUCUGUAUCGCCAAGUCGGAUGGUGUGACUCGAUGCCCCGAAGCAGGAGGUAAAGGUGUUUCAGGCCCUUUCGGGGUUACCGUAGUUUCUGGAGUCCGCCCCCACUUGGUGGGACUCCUCUGAACUGCCACUACCCGAGCCGGCCUGGCCUUCCGUGUCCAGGAAGGUGUCAGGGUCGGAGGCUGGCAUCUGCCCGACAGCCCUUGAGCGGUGACAGGGCACAGAGUCCACCACGGUGGGGUGGAAAGCAGGCCAUUGGCUUUCCUUCCCUGCACUGACUUCACUUCCCCGGUGUGGAAAUAGCCAUACUUUCCCCUCCCACACCUCUGUACUUUCCAGAUGGAGGUCAUUCGGACCAUUUUAAAAUGAUUUUUGCUUUUAAAGAUACAAUGUGAAAAUCUCCCUGACUCUAUAGUAGUGAUUACAUUUGAGGCAAGCAGUUCCAGAACUGUUCUUUUAGGAUUCAAAGCCUAAUUCCAGCUUGUUCUUAUGCUGACGGAUCCAAAGGGGCAUGAAAGAUUAAGACUGAGGAUGCCCUGGAAUUGAGCGUGACCCUUCGACAUGCAAUCGGACAAUUUUAUCUAUUAAAUCUGUGUGACAUGAUAUCUGUUCAAACUAUCUGAUAAAAAGUUUUUUAGGCAAGUUCUAUUUUCAUACAGAGAAAUUAAUUUUUUCCACUCCAUGGCUUUUUCAGUGCCUGAUGGCAUGUUUCUAUUUCUUCCUUUUCUUCCUCGUGUUUCUAAUUUUAACCAUAUGAUGAUUGUAAAAUUGCACAUGAGACAAGUGGAAUACAUUUAUAAUUUUCAUAAUAAUUUUACGAACGCUAAGAUCAGGAAAUUAUAUUUAUAUAAAGUAAAGAACUUGACAACUUUUAAGGGCAUGUUAUUUAAGACGCUUAGCAAUUGGAAGCAAAAUAAUAAGUGCUACUAUUUAUAAAAACGCCUCAGCAGAAUCUGUUUUUCUGUUGACUAUUUUAUGUUGAAUGUUUUCCUCCACAACAUGUAUGUGCUGCUUAUUAUUGCAGAUUUGCUCAUGGCAUACUUUUCAUGUUUUAAUUUUUUUCUUCCAGCAAAACAAACACUGAGCAUCUAAAAAUAGAUAAACUAUAAAGUAGUACGGCUGUUGCAAGGAUAUUUUUAAAUGCUUUCAAAUCUGAGACUUGGCUUGGCUUCGUGAAUGAGUUCCUAGUGUUUAAGUAAAGUAUUUUGUAAUUAGCACUCCUCCAAAGGCCUGGGAAAUGGGAAGUCCAGAGUCUGGCUUUAUUUAGCAUGCCGGAAAGGCAAAGAGCACGGGGGACCAUCUCAGCCAAUGAAUAGUGGCAGAAAUAGACACACACACUACAACGUUUUCCAGGAAAAUCUGCACAGGGCAGCAUUUAUUAACUUACUGCCGGUAUCUCUACUCUCUCAAACUAUUUUUAUAGCACACACGCAAAAAAAAAUCUAUAGUCAUUUAGCUUAUUUAAAAUCAAAACCUAAAUCCAGGUUAUAUUCCCUGGACCCCUGAUGAUGAAAAGUGUUAAAUUUGUGCUCAGUUAAUUGUCUGUUUUUAUUAUAGAUUGCUAAGCAUUGUAGUGUUUGAAAAAAGCCCAGCAUUUUCCAUAAAGUGGCGAGAGCAGAAGUUACAGGCACAUACUGACAUCCUGGGACUUGCUUCUGUGGUAUGUGUGAUCAGAUAACUGUUCAGAUCAUCUGUACCAUGUGCUGCCAGACAUACCUCCCUACCGUGCCUUACAGACACACAACAUGCCAAUCCCCAGCCACGAGAGACAGUGGCUCGUUGGCAGUGCUGUUGUUAUUGUUGGUAGUUGUUACCUAACUGCUUGAUGAAAGUUCCAUCAAAUGUCCUUCCUAAAAAUAUAUCCUUCUACUGGUGAGGAAACACAGUUGUACACGUUUUAAUGAUGCUGCAUGGAAACAUACAACAACCUCUUGGGUUUUCUUUUUACCCUUACUAGUGGAGUCCCAAAGGACAUGACUUCACGUUGCAAGAUACAUAAACUGUCUUUAUCUUUUAUUAUUCUGUGAACUUUUAUUUAAGACUGAACUGAUAACAUAAGAAAAUAAAAAUGUGUAUGGGCCACUAACAUUGUAUGUAAUCUUCCAAAAUGAAGACUCUUACACAAAGUUACCAGUUGGACUUGCAGUGCUUCCAUUAACAUGUGGCAGCACUUCAGGUCUUAUAAGAUCAGAAAGACACAGCCAAGAAGCAUUGGAAUUCACAAUUGAAAUAUUAGUUGUGAUUCUGUGAUUUAAUAGAAAGCCCUGGAAAGGCAUGCAUUGUAGGGGCACAUGGUUUAGGUUUCCUCCCAAGUUUCAGAGUCUAACACCUACUUCUAUUCCCUCUGACACUAAAUUUCAAUGAUUCUUAAUGCAUUCUCCUGUUAAAAGACGGAAUUGCAGAAGGCCCAGCGUCUAUCCAUCCAUCCAUCCAUCCAUCCAUCCAUCCACUUUUGCUCUACUUUGGCACUGGGCAAGUGAAAUGCUGAAACAUGUUACAGAGCCUUAAAGAUGUACAUUUUUUAAAAAAUCUUGAAUUAUAGGAAGAGACUAUUAUGUUUUUUGUUUUCAUUUUGUUUUUUACUAAUUUCUUUUUACUUAGUGACCAUUUUGAUCCACUCUCUCAAAUAUCUGAUUUGGGGGUAAGGCAAGGCAGCUGGAGGACAUUUAUGGCAUGAGCUUUAAAUAACAUUCCAUAUGAUGAGAGGAACUUUAAAUAAUGCUCGAAUAAUCAACUGCUGCAACCUUAUAUUUUAUGUGUGUCCAUCCUCCAAGUCAUUCUUUCUAGAAUAUUUUGUAAGAAUUUUUUUCUGAAUUAAUUAUAUUUAUACUAUUUGAUAUGAAUGGCCUUUGUAUUUUAUUAUAUACAUUAAAGAGUUUGUGUACAACGUUA